Messenger RNA from Pocillopora meandrina, 1786 nucleotides. The record is from the annotation of a GenBank genome assembly. NCBI's taxonomy places the organism in Eukaryota, Metazoa, Cnidaria, Anthozoa, Scleractinia, Pocilloporidae.
GAAAGCAAGAGCGACCUUGAGCGCUAUGUGUUAGCAAACUAUUCCAGGCAGGAGAUACUGGAUUUUGCUAGUCGGGACUUCCCUGAGUAUGCCUGGAGUCUGCCUACACUUAGCAGAAGAUUACAUUUUUUCGGAAUCAAAUACGUUCGGUACGAAACCAACGUUGAAGAUGUGAAGAAAGCAAUCGACGAGGAAAUGGAGGGUCCAGGGCAGUAUCUAGGGUAUCGAGCAAUGCAGAGAAAAAUACGAGAGCAACAUAAAUUGGCUGUCCCUCGCAAUCUGGUCCAUGAUGUUAUGGGUAUGGUGGACCCCGAAGGACUGACUAGGCGAGGGAAUGUUGGUCAAAAAAAACGACAAAGAGGAGCUACUGGAACGUUCACAUCAUUGGUAAGUUCUCCCACCUUUUUGUGGCAGGUGCCCAAAUAUGUAAAAUUCAUUGAAGCAUUUCCCCUGAUCCCUUAGAGUAAGCCGUUGCAAAGUAGAGUAAAUAUAUGGGAUCAAAUGGCAUGUUAUGGCAACCUACCUCGAACCAUCCAACUUGUCUGCCUGUGCUUUUAUCAUGAAUUUCAAACUAGUGUAACAUGUUUUUAGACAUCUGGAAAAGACAUUUUAAAGGCAACGCAAGUAACUGGGGUAUCUGUGUGAUAAAAGCUCUCAUUAUCUUGCUUGUCCUUUUAAAGAUUGCCAAACAAAAUCCAUAUCAGGACAUUCUGGUGAUAAUAUAUGUUGAUCUCAACUUGCUUAUGCAUGCCUGCCUAUAGGUACAAAUACUUGACUGAUGGUCCAGGUCUUUUUGAUUAUCCAAAACAUGGUGGAUUUGGACACAAGCAAACCUGCUUCCCUUCCCCAUUCUUUUCGUCUUUCAGUUUGGUGAGUUCCCAUAAAUUUUCUGAACUUCCCCAAUCCGAUCAGCCAAGGAUCCCCCUUCUGUAAUAGGCUUAUGAUCAUAGUGUCAUGUCAUAGUAGUUAUUUUAUUAUGUUGUCUUGUAUACAGGGACCUAAUCACACUCAUUCCGGGGAUGGCCACGACAAGCUAAUGGGUUUCAUGAAUAGCACUUUUCCUUUAGCAGUUUACGGCUUGCAAGAUACCUUUAGUGCAUACAUUUUGUAUCUGAAAUUAUGGACCACAAACUCUGACCCUAAGCUUAUUAGUCGUUGGUACAUGGAUCAUCUGUACAAAACAAAAGGUAACAUUGGUCCUGUAUGCAAAAUAUAUACAAUGGCAAUUGCAGACUGAUCAUGAUACAGUCAAAGCUGAAUCAUAGUUAACUAUGGUUAAGCUCUACAUCCCGGGGAGGGGUACUCCCAUAUAUAAAGCUUAUAGGUAUGUGCUGCUGUGAAGGGUAGGGUUCUUGAGCAGUUUAGUCUAGGAUAGGGUAUUAAAAAUCAGAAUAGGGUAUCCUUUACCGUAUAAGCAACUUCCUCUGACAGAAAUAAAGUUCCUGGAGACUAGCGAGUCUGGAAUAGGGUGGUAAUUUUACGCAUCUAGUCUAGAAGAGAGUCGCAAAAUUCAAACAUGAUCCAAUAUAGGGUAAGGGUCUCAGAGUCCCAGAGUCCCAGAGUCCCCCCCCCCCGGGCUCUACAUACAUGUACGAUUUUUUACGCUUUAUUUAUUUAUUUAUUUUAUUAUCUUUUUUUCAUUCAAGUUAUCAGUAAAUAUCUGAGGCUGGAUAAAGGAACUGAGACAGGGCACAUGGCUACUAUUCACGCUUUUUUAAGGCAAGAGCAAGAUGAGGAGGCAGAUACAGUUUUUUAUGGUCCUUCAACAAAUAACAAGGUAAGGCAG